GUUGCUAGGUAGUCCAGCACUUCCGCUGCUCUUGGAUGCUUCUGGAAAACCCGAGUGUGUUGACGUUGGAGUGCCUCAGACGUGCCGCGCUUUGAUGACGGCAACGUUUCUCCCGCCUCCCCGGCGUUUCGACGACGGUGGCGGCAGCUGCGGUGUGUGGAAGGCGUGGAUAGGCGGCCACGGCGGUGUCUGGAUGACAUUCUGGACACCAGCUUAGUGGCCUGCCCUGGACUCUCCGCCUAACUCACUGCGAUGGACACUAGUCCGUUCCGGUUUCUGUGCCGUCUUCUGGAGGUGGUGUUUGGAUGCAAGAUGCAGUGUCCGAUGCAUUUUUAUUCUCAGGCCUUCAGAGAAUGUGAAGUUAGCCACUAGAAGGGAACGUACACUCCAUCUCUACGUUGGAGACCAUCUAGUGAGCAGAGAGCCUGUGUGCUCUGCAGCAGGGCUACAGGCCGGCUGACAGGCAGGUGCACGUGGCAACCGAGAACUCCAGCUCCCAGAAGUGGACCCAACGUGAGCCGCGUGACUCUCGUGUGAUCCACCGUCAUCCACGGCCAGCUCGAGUCCAGGAAGCUCAGGGAGAGGAGGAGAGCACCUACCAGCUGUGAGUCCUGAGGGGUCCUCCGGGGGUCAAGCCGUGGAGCAGUGGGCACUACAGCCAGAGGCCGCAGCCUCUCCCAAUCACAUCUUGGUGUGGAACUUGAGUCACAAUGGAUGCCGACUACGUCGUAUGUGACUGGCAGGGCCACUUGUGGCCUGCAAAAGUUUUGUCAAGAUACUGCUCCUCAGCAGAACAGAAUUGGCUAGACGUUCGAAUCCUCGGCGUAGGUGAAAAGGUCCAAGUGAGAACAAGCGAUGCAAAGGCGCUGACCACCUCGGAACUCGAAGUGGUCUCCACCUUGGCCAGGGCGCUGUCCACGGGCAGCAUGCCGCUGGGAGAGAAGAGGGGGUACAGAAGGGCCCUUAGGGAGGCCUGGCAGAUUGUGCGAAAGAGAGCGAGCCCAGGCACAGGAAGAAAGCCAGAGAAGGCAGUGUCCGCUGUGACACCUCAAAACGUCAGGGAAAAGCCAUCCCGCUCUCUGGCUCGUAAAAGGCGUAGGAAACCCCGAAAAGCCCUGUGGACCAGGCAUAAGCAAAGUAAAAAGCCAGGACCAGGGUCUCAGCGUGUGCCUUCCAAGGGCAAGGAUGCUACCCUGCCAGGCAAGGAACCCCAGGAGCACACGAGCACUGUGCCUCCUACAGCCGGUACAUAUCGACAGGCUCCCCAGAGCUCUUGCAUGGCUGAGAAUGCCUCCACGCUGUCUGGCAAGAUAAAGAGAGAGGCAACGAAAGAUCAGAUGGAUGAGAGGAGAGAGGUGGGCACCUCAGCAGUCGCACCCCUGCCCAUCAUGGUCAUGGAGGAUGGCGAGGCCAACGCACAACAAAGGAUUCCAUCUCAACCCCUAAGACUCCUCUCCGCUGAGCCCAGUGCUCUGCAUGAGGACAUAAAGGACAGCUGUCCAACAUUCGAGGCCAUGGCCAUUGAAGCUACGGAGGACCCUGGAGAGGGGACCUCCCAUCCAGGCCCAGAAGUGGCAAGGGUGCCCUCCAAGGACCGGCUCCCAAAACUGCGAAUCGUCUUACGAAAGCCAACCCAGAAAAAGAAGCGCCGGGUAGCAAAUCCUGCCAAAGCACGCUCCAAGAUUCGCCACACACCUGGCAGAAAACGGGCACAGGGAAGACACUCAGGGGUAACUACAUUCCAGGAGACAGGUCACAGCAAAAAGCAAAUGCUGGGAAAUAAGAGACUGUCUCAGAUGGCUGAAACAGCUGAGAAGAAAGAGGAAGAGGAGCCAUCACCAAGCACUGUGGUACUUCAGGGGACGUGCGUGACACGAGAUGUAAUGCUGAGUGACAAAGAGCUGCCCAUUCUCCCUGAGAUGGCAGAUGUGAAAGAGGAAGAACCAUCAACAACCAGCGCUGUGGCUCUCCAGGAGACUGGCCCCAUACAAGACCUAAGGCUGGGUGACAAAGAGCUGCCCACUCUCCCUCAGAUGGCUGAUGAGAAAGAGGAAGAACAACCAACAACCAGCACUGUGGUUCUCCAGGAGACUGGCCCCAUACGGGACCUAAGGCUGGGUGACAAAGACCUGCCCACUGUACCUGAGAUGCCUCAUGAGACAGAGGAAGACAGAAUAACCACAUGGAAUGUGGCUCUCCAGGAAACAUGCCCCAUACAGAACAUAAGUCUGAGUCAUAGUGAGUUGCCCACUCUACCUGUCAUGGCUGAUGAGAAAGACGAAGAAAAACCAACAGCCAGCACUGUGGCUCUCCAGGAGACUGGCCCCAUACGGGACCUAAGGCUGGGUGACAAAGACCUUUGCAUUCUACCUGAAAUGGUUGUUGAGCAAGAAGAAGAGGGACCAAUCACGUGGAUUGUGGAAGUCCAGGAGUCUGGCCCCAUACAGGACCAAAGGCUGGAUGACAAAGACCUGCCCUCUCUACCUGAGAUGGCUGAACUGAAAGAGGAAGAACAACCAACAGCAAGCACUGUGGCGCUCCAGGAGACUUGCCCAGUGCAAGACAUAGGGCUGGGUGACAAAGAGCUGCCCACUCUACUUCAGAUGGCUGAUGAUAAUGAGGAAGAAUGUCCAACCACAUGGCUUGUGGCUCUUCAGGAGACUUGCCCCAUUCAGGACGCAAUACCGGUUGACAGUGAACUGCCCGAUCUACUUCAGAUGGCUGAUGAGAAAGAGGAAGAGAGACCAAUGACAUGGAUUGUUGAUGUCCAGGAGACAAUCCCCAUGCAGAGCAUAAGACUAAGUGAUAGUGAGCUACCCAAUCUACCUCAGAUGACUGAUGAGAAUGAGGAAGAAGAGGAACAACCAACAACAAGCACUAUGGCUCUCCAGGAGACUGGCCCCAUACAGGACAUUAGGCUGGGUGACGAUGAGCUGCCCACUCUACCUGAGGUGGCUGAUGAGAAAGAGGAAGAGAGACCAAUGACAUGGAUUGUUGAUGUCCAGGAGACAAUCCCCAUGCAGAGCAUAAGACUAAGUGAUAGUGAGCUACCCAAUCUACCUCAGAUGACUGAUGAGAAUGAGGAAGAAGAGGAACAACCAACAACAAGCACUAUGGCUCUCCAGGAGACUGGCCCCAUACAGGACAUUAGGCUGGGUGACGAUGAGCUGCCCACUCUACCUGAGGUGGCUGAUGAGAAAGAGGAAGAACAAGCAACAACCAGCACUGUGGUUCUCCAGGAGACUUACCCCAUAGAAGACAUAAUGCUGGGUGACAAAGACUUGCCCACUCUACUUCAGAUGGCUGAUGAGACAGAGAAAGAAAGACAAACCACAUGGCUUGCGGAGGUCCGGGAGACUUGUCCCAUACAAGACAUAAGGCUGGGCGAUAAAGACCUACCCACUCUACCUCAGAUGGCCGAUGAGAAAGAGGAAGAGCAACCAACAACAAGCACUGUGAUUCUCCAGGAGAGUUGUACCCUACAAGACAUAAGGCUGGGUGUUGGUGAACUUCCCAGUGUACUUCUGAUGGCUGAUGAAAAAGAGGAAGAGAGACUAAGCACAAGCCUGGUGGCGCUCCAGGAGAACUGCUCCACAGAACACAUAAUACUGGGUGACAAAGAGCUGGCCACUGUACUUCAGAUAGCUGAGGAAAAAGAGGAAGAGAGACCAACAACCAGCACUGUGACUCUCCAGGAGCCUUGCCCCAUACAAGACAUAAGGCUGGGUGACAAAGGCCUGCCCACUCCACCUCAGAUGGCUGAUGAGAAAGAAGAAGAACAACCAACAAGCAUUGUGAAUGUCCAGGACACGAGCCUUAUUGAAAGUGGCAGGCUGGGUGACAAGGAACUAGACACUGUCAGUCAGAAGGAUGACCAGGAAACAGAAGCUGUCCCAACCACUAGCACUGUGGCUCUCAAGGAGACACACCCCAUGGAAGAGGGAAAGCUGCAUGUCAUAGUAUUGCACACUCCCCCUGAAAUGACUGAGGAGGAAAAGGAAGAAAGACCAAACUUAAACAUUGUGGCUCUUCAGCCAAUGAGUCCCUUUGAAAUGAAAAGGCCGGAUGACCUAGAAAUGCCUACUAUCACUUUGGAGGCUGAUGGGAAAGAGGAAGAGGGACCAACCAGAAGCACUGUGGCUCUUCAGGAUACACCCGGCAUUAAAAGAAGAAAGCUGGAUGACAAAGGCCAGCCUGAGAUUCCUAAAAAGGCUGCCAGGAAACAAAAAGGAGAACCAUCUUCAACUGUCACAGGUUUCCAAGAGACACAUGCUGUCAAAAAAGGAAGGCCUGGUGCCAAAGGACUGCCCAAGAUUCGUGAGAGAGCUGGUAGGAAGCAGAAAGAGGGAGCAGCCACAAGCAUUGUGUUUCUCCAGGAGACGCAUGCCAUCACAACAGCAAGGCUGGGUGACCAAGAACUGCCCACUAUCCCUCAGAAGACUGGCGGUGCAGAGGAAGAGGGACCCACCACAAGCAUUGCAGCUCACCAGGGCACACACUCCAUCGCACAGGGUAGCUUGCAGGAUACACAGCUUCCUAUCAUCCCUCAGACCAGUGAUGAGAAAGAGGAAGAGGAACCAACCACCAGCGUAGUUGCUCUCCGGGAGACACGCCGUGUUGAAAAGCAAAGGCUGCUUUUCACAAGACUGCCCAAGAUGCAUCAACAGUCUGGCAGAAAAAGGGGGAAGAGGCCAGCCGUAAGCACCGUGUCUCUCCAGGAAUCACGCCCCAGCAAAAAGCCAAAGCUGCAUGACCGAGGACCACACAAGACCCCUCAGAAGACCAUCAGGGAAGAGGAAGAGGGACCAAGAACAAGCACUGCGGCUCCCCAGGAACCACGCCCCGCCAAAAAGCAAAGGUUGGGUGACAAGGUACGGCCCAAGAUCCCUCCACAGGCUGUCAGUAAAGAGGAGGAGGGACCAUCCACGAGUGCCGUAUCUCUCCAGGAGACGCAGCCCAUCGGAAGUGGAACACUGGUGUGGUUUAAAUUUCAAGAUCACCCGUACUGGCCGGGAGUGGUCAAGAGUGUCAACGAGACAGACAAGACAGCCCGGGUGCUCCUGAUUGAGUACAACCUGCGCCACGAAAAGCGCGGCAUUCAAGUUCCUCUGCGGAGGCUGAAGCACCUGGAUGGCACAUGGAAAGACAAGUUCCUGAAGAGAGCCCAGAAAGUGUAUCAGCAGGGUGUGAAGUGGUGCUUCUCCUUGAUCACCCACUACCGAGAGAAGCUCCGCCGGGGCUCAUUCAAGGGUUCCUUCCUGAAGUAUUACACCACCAAAGCCAGCUACCCAAUCAGAAAAGUCAUCCGACAGAGUGAGGUGGACAUUGCUUUUCCCAAGGUGAACUAUUCUGACCUGGAAGACUUGGAGGAGGAGAUCUCCCUGGUGGGGACACCAUCGUACAGGAAAAUCCUUCCUGACCGCAUGAAGGCCGCUCGCGACCGAGACAACCAGCAGCUGGUGGAUUUCAUCGUGAAGAAAAAGGGGGCCGACAGCCACCUCCUGGACAUCCUUAAGGGCAGGAAGCAGUCCAGGUGGCUGACAUCAUUUCUCAACUCCGCCCAGUAUGUUGUCUGUGUCGAGACAUACCUGGAAGACGAGGACCAGUUGGAGCUCGUGACAAAACACCUACAACAAGUCUGCCGACACAUAGAUGAGAGGCUGCAAGCUCUGGUAAGAGACCAAAUCAAGUUUGUUCUGGAAGUCCUCCUGCCAGAAGCAAUCAUCUGCUCCAUUGCUGCCAUCGAGGACUUGGAUUACAAGAGCGCAGAAGAGAAGUACCUGCGAGGGCCCCCGGUGUAUUCCCGUGAGAAGGAACUGUUUGACAAAAAUAUCUUAAAGAAAGUGAGAAGGAAGUCAGCAGCCACGUGUGCUGCGAGCAGCUCUCGGGCCCUACCAGGCUCUCAGUCGGCCGCCUCCUCCUCUCAGUAACCCAGCACAGCGCCUGCGGGGCCCCACUCUACCAUGCAGGACUCGGUGCUGCAAAGCCAGCACCUGGACAACAUGCGCACCUGCUUUCGGAUCCAGCUCUACUGCUUGUGGGGCACCACACUCCUGCACCUUUCCUCUCCACAAACUAGUCACCAGCCACUCUACACACGGUUGCCUUGCCAUCCACCCUCACGUGUGGAAUCAUUCAGAUGUUCCAAAGAAAAGGCCACGAUUGUCCCCAGCACAACUUCUUGAGGACAAGUGGGAUUUCCAGAGAGAUUGCCCAUUCCAAUGGCCAUGCCACCACCUUCCAGACCUGGAGCACCUUGGCACCGAAACAUUGCCUGACCUUGCAACUGUCAGCAUUUGGACCCUCUUCCUAGAACCACCUGUCCUCGCUCUCCUCCCGCCCCCCAACCCACACACACCCCAGGAACAGCAGCCAGGGUCCUCAGUUACAGGCCUGCUACUCCAUCCACACCAAUGAGUCUGGGCUGGCUGCCCAGGCGUGUGCCUACCUUGGUGCAAUUUGUAGGGAAGCCAGCACUUUGCUCUGCAUUCCACCUUGUCCUCUGUCUCACACCAGCUCAGCUUCA
Messenger RNA from Ochotona princeps (American pika), 6526 nucleotides. Its product is annotated as titin-like. The transcript is spliced from 4 exons. Bases 711 to 5930 code for a protein of 1739 amino acids. NCBI's taxonomy places the organism in Eukaryota, Metazoa, Chordata, Mammalia, Lagomorpha, Ochotonidae. The record is from RefSeq and is a predicted model, not a curated record.